CUUUCCUGGAUCCCCCCCCCCACCUCCACCACCACCCCUCUGCUGACCGGCAGAAAAGGGUGGGGCCGCUUCCCCGCAGCAGAGACAGCAGCGGCGGCAGCGGCGGCGGCGGCUGCAGCAUCAUUGGGAGCAGCGGUGGCGGCAGCAAUGCUCGGUCUCCUCGAGACGUGAUAUCCUCUGAGCCCUGCUAGGUGGCCGGCUGCGACUGGACGCCGGCGGGAAGGAGAAGAUAGAGCUUUGUCCGCGGCCCCUGCGGCCACACUGCCCGGCCGUCCCUCUGCGCUAUGGCUUAAGCCUGCAACCACCUUGCCUCGCGUUGCCUUGCUUGGCAGGGGUCUGAGCGCCGCAGCAGCCGCAGGGAGGGGCGCGUCCCAGACGCCCUCGCCCGGGGACCCGGGACGCGGUGUCUCACGCUGCGGUGCCCACAGCAGACCGCGCUCUGGAGACCUCGGCGGCGGCUCCCGGAGGCGUUUACAGCCGGGCAUCGAGGGACUUUACGGACUUUCUCAGUGAUAGCUCUGCCCACCCAACCUUCCCGGGUGCUCUCUGAGGUAGGAGGGCGCGGUAGCUCAGGCCACCAAGGAAAACACGGUGAGAACCAGAUUGGCCGGACGAGGGCCAGGGGACGGAGGAAGAUUAGGGACUUGCUUUAGAAUCGAGCAAGAAGAGGGAGGACUAGCUCUGCGGCGAGCACCAUGGCGUGGCCGUGCAUCACGCGCGCCUGCUGCAUCGCCCGCUUCUGGAACCAGCUGGACAAGGCAGACAUCGCCGUGCCGCUGGUUUUCACCAAGUACUCGGAGGCCACCGAGCACCCGGGCGCCCAGCCGCCGCCCCAGCAGCCGGCGCAGCCUGCGCAGCCGGCGCCCGCGCCCCCCUCGGCGCGCGCGGUCGCCAUAGAAACGCAGCCGGCCCAAGGCGAAGGGGAUGCGGUUGCCCGGGCAACAGGGCCGGCGCCGGGGCCUAGCGGCGAACGCGAGGCUGGGGCCACCUCUGGCCGGAGCGGCCCGGGCCCGGGCUCGGGCUCUGGCUCCGGCUCCACCUCCAGCGCGGGCCCCGCGGACUCGGUGAUGCGGCAGGACUACCGCGCCUGGAAGGUGCAGCGGCCGGAGCCGAGCUGCCGGCCGCGCAGCGAGUACCAGCUUUCGGACGCGCCCUUUGAGCGCGAGACCCAGUACCAGAAGGACUUCCGCGCCUGGCCGCUGCCGCGACGCGGGGACCACCCGUGGAUUCCCAAGCCAGUGCAUAUCCCCACGUCCUCCCAGGCGGCGGCGCCUGUGCUCGGGGCGCCCCAGCGCCGGCCGCAGAGCCAGGAGCGCUGGCCGGUGCAGGCCGCCGCCGAGGCCCAGGAGCAGGAGGCGGCCCCUGGAGGAGCAGGUGGCCUUGCGGCUGGAAGGGCGACCAGUGAGGAAGACCGCGACACACGCAAGAAGCCUGGGCCCGCCUGGAUGUUGCGUCGCGCCGAGGGCCAGGGGCACGAGCAGACGCUGCUGCCCGCAGCCCAGGCCACGGCCCCCGAAGGGGGCAAGGGGCGUGCGGCGGCCGACGCCCUCAACAGGCAAAUCCGCGAGGAGGUGGCGAGCGCGGUGAGCAGCUCUUACAGGAAUGAAUUCAGAGCAUGGACUGACAUCAAGCCUGUGAAACCCAUAAAAGCCAAGCCCCAGUACAAGCCGCCAGAUGAUAAGAUGGCUCAUGAGACCAGCUACAGCUCCCAGUUCAAAGGGGAGGCCAAUAAGCCAACCCCAGCUGACAAUAAGUUCAUUGAUCGCAGAAGAAUACGCAGCCUCUACAGUGAGCCCUUCAAGGAACCGCCAAAGGUGGAGAAACCUAGUCUCCAGAGUUCCAAACCAAAAAAGACCUCCGCGAGCCAUAAGCCCCUGAGGAAGGCCAAAGACAAGCAGGUGGUGUUGGGCCGGGCCACCAAGAAAAAGAGCGCGGAGGGCGCCAGCGCUGCCCUGCCUGCUGACAAGGAGCAGAGCGCAGAGAUGAACAAUAAGCUGGCUGAGGCUAAAGAGAACCAGGUCGAACCCACCAGUGAUUCACGUAAGAGUCAAUGUCCUGUAACCACAGAGCCAGACAAAGAUCAAGGUCCCGUGGGCCCUGGGCCUCUGAAAGAUCAAGGUCCUGUGAUCCAAAAGCCUUCAAAGGGUGAAGACCCCACAGUCCCAGAGCCUCUGAAGGAUCAAGCUUCUGUGGUCCCAGGGUCUCUGAAGGAUCUAGAUCCCAUAGUCCCUGCAUCAGUUAAGGAUCAAGAUCACGUGGUCCCUGAGCCUUUAAAGAAUGAAGGUUCUGUGAUCUCAGCACCAGUCAAGGACCAAGAUUGCUUGGCCCCAGUGCCUCUAGAGAAUCAAAGUCCUAUGGUUCCAGCAAGAGUUAAAGAUCAAGGUCCCGUGGUACCAGAGCUUCUGAAGGAUCAAGGCCCCAUGGCCCCAGCACCUGUCAAGGAUCAAGGCCCCAUGGUCCCUGAACCUGUGGAUAAAGGCCCCAUGGUCCCAGCACUUGUCAAGGAUCAAGGUCCUAUGGUCCCAGAGCAACCGCAGGAUCAAAGUGCCAUGGUCAUAGCACCUGUGAAGAGUGAAAGUUCUGUGCUCUCUGAGUCUGUAAAGAAUCAAGGUUUAGUGGUCCCAGAGCCAGUCAAAGAUCAAGGUGGAGGGGCCCCAGAGCUUCUAAAGGAUCACGAUUCUGUAAUUGCAGCACCUGUAAAGAAUCAAGGUCCAGAACUAGUCAAGGAUCAAGGCCCCGUGGUCCCAGAGCCUCCUAAGAAUCAAGGUCCUGUGGUCCAUGAGCCUGUGAAGAAUCAAGUUCCUAUACCCCCAGUGCCUCUGAAAGAUCAAGGUCCUCUGGUGCCACCACCAGCAAAGGACCAAGGUCCUGUGGUCCCUGAGCCUCUGAAGAUUCAAGGUCUCAGGAGCCCUCAGCUGCCCACUGUAUCACCUCCACCCCCAGUCAUGAUCCCAACUGUCCCCUAUGCAGAAUAUGUUGAGAGUUCUCCUUGACACUCACCCCUUGACAUGCCAAAGAAGGAGCUGGCAAUGAAAGUGCUCCCUCUCGGGGCAGCGAAGACACUUAUUUAAUCUGCAUGAAACACGUAUUGUAUAGUCUUGCUGGAAUCUAAUAAAACUUGUCCCUCUGUC
Molecule: messenger RNA, 3131 nt
Organism: Balaenoptera acutorostrata (minke whale)
Lineage: Eukaryota; Metazoa; Chordata; Mammalia; Artiodactyla; Balaenopteridae
Gene: MAP6
Product: microtubule associated protein 6
Exons: 4
Coding region: 696-2993 (765 amino acids)
Biological process (GO): positive regulation of axonogenesis; dendrite morphogenesis; regulation of microtubule cytoskeleton organization
Cellular component (GO): Golgi-associated vesicle; dendrite; axon
Molecular function (GO): calmodulin binding; microtubule binding
Source: RefSeq, a predicted model, not a curated record